Acyrthosiphon pisum (pea aphid) is the source of this 2354-nucleotide messenger RNA. RefSeq names its product KRAB-A domain-containing protein 2-like. The record is from RefSeq and is a predicted model, not a curated record. The coding region runs from base 497 to 2083 and encodes 528 amino acids. Gene Ontology annotation, molecular function: nucleic acid binding. Gene Ontology annotation, biological process: DNA integration. The transcript is spliced from 2 exons. Lineage: Eukaryota; Metazoa; Arthropoda; Insecta; Hemiptera; Aphididae.
AUAUGUUACGGUCCAGGUGGAUAAAUCAGUCAUUGUAAUACAAUGUCCGGACAUUGUGUACAAUGUCCAAGACAUUUGGGCAAAGUAAAUAAUACAUAUUUAAUUCCUGUAUAGACUAGGUCAUUGUAAUACAAUGUCCAGUCAUUGUAUACAAUGCUAAAACUGGUGUGGUCAAUGUGAAUAUUAGAGUUAUUUUAGAGUUUAAUAUUUUUGUUAUUUCUUUCAGGCACUACGUCCUACGGGUUACGAUAACUUUUAUCAGUAGUGUCAUUAGUAGAUAAUUAGGAAUCGGUGGGCACUUUCAACAUACGCCGCUUGGAUAUUCGUCGUCCAUCAAUAACAACAAUUUAUAUCGCAAUUUAUUAUUAUUAUCAUGGAACUCUAUGUAGGCAUAUAGCCAUAUCUAUCAUAGACGACAGUACGCGUACUGCUGUUUACCUGUGCCGUUUAGUGCUGUGUUAUAAUUGUGUAGUAUUUGUGCGUGUUUUUUUUUAAAAUGGAAAAUACAUUUAAUAAUCGUUUAAAUAAUAUUUUAGAUCUUAAAAAACCUAACAGUACAUAUUUAAGUAAACUUAAAUAUGAUGAACUUAUAGUACAUUUAAAAGAAUUAAAAUUGAAAAAAACCAAAAUUCCAAAUGAUUAUAAAUUGAUUAAGAAGUAUGAUACAAUGCGAGUGUGUAAUGUGGAAAAACUUGUUGUACCAAUAAAUGAAGGUAACCAAAUUAAAUAUUACGUGCAUAACGAAGAACUUUUUAAUAUCCUCCAUGAAACUCAUUUAUCAAUCGGGCACGGAGGGCGUAGUAGAAUGGAACACGAGUUAAAUAUUAAAUAUAAAAAUAUAACAAGGGAGGCAAUUAUGUUAUACUUGAACUUAUGCGAAUCAUGCCAAAAAAAAGGAAGUACAAUUAAAAAAGGCUUAGUAGUCAAACCUAUUAUAUCAAAAGAAAUGAAUUCAAGGUGUCAAAUAGAUUUAAUUGAUAUGCAGGCCCAGCCUGAUGGUAAUUAUAAGUUUAUUUUAGUCUAUCAAGACCAUUUAACUAAAUUUGUAAACUUGCGUCCUUUAUCUAAUAAACGUGCUGAGGAAGUUGCUUAUGUUUUACUGGAUAUAUUUACAACUUUUGGUGCUCCAGCUAUAUUGCAAAGCGAUAAUGGUAGAGAAUUUUCAAACAAGAUAGUAGAAGAAUUAUGUAGUAUGUGGAAAGAUUUGAAAAUAGUACAUGGUAAGCCUCGCCAUUCUCAAAGUCAAGGUUCAGUAGAACGUGCCAACCAAGACAUAGAGAAUAUGUUGGGAACGUGGUUGGAAGACAAUAAGACCAAAAAAUGGAGCGAAGGCAUAAAAUUCGUACAAUUCAUGAAAAAUCGAUCUUUUCAUCAUGGCAUUAAAUCUUCACCGUACGAAGCUAUGUUUGGCUCUAGGGCUAAAAUUGGAUUAAAUAAUUGUGUACUCCCAAUGCAUGUAGUAGAAAAAUUAAAAACAGAAGAAGAUUUAGAAAAAGCCUUAAACACUAUUGAAGAGAAAGAAAGUAAAGAAAAAAACAAGGAAGGCAAUGAAGUGAUUGUAGAAGAAAAUGAAGAAAAUUACAAUUCUGAGGAUGCUUUAAGCUCUAGAAAACUUUCUAUUCAGAUAAAAAGAAAUGAAUCUGUGCAGAAUUUAGAAAAGCAAGCAAAUAAAAUGAAAUCUCUUUCUGAAAGAAGAUUUUGUGAAGGAAACAUUGGAGAUUCAGUAAAAAUAAAAAUACCAGACGUAGAUAGAGCUCGAAGCGACUUACGAUCAAUUUUGGCAGUAAUUAUAUCAAUGGAAGACGGAAAUUAUAAAUUGGGCACAACCAAAGGUAAACUGCAACAUUAUUAUAGUAGAAAUCAAUUUACUAUUUGCAAGGAGAAGUUUGUGAGUGUUGAUGAAGUCCCCGAUAUUCAGUUGUCUCUAAGAGAAGCAGCUAGGCUAUUUUCAAAUCUAGGAGGCCAAGGCUAUGACCGCUGCACUUGUGUUCAAAAAUGCGAAACAAGGAGAUGCAAAUGUAAAGCUGCUGGAAUUUUAUGCAACUCUAAAUGCCAUAGUGGUAAUACUUGUAAAAAUAAAUAAUUUCAAUAUUCAAUAAAAAUUAAUAUAAAUAAAAUAUUCUCAAUUUUAUUUGCUAAUCAAAUCUCUUAAAAAAAUAUUAAAUAAAAUUAUAUAAGUCAUUAAUUAUUAAUAUAUGUAUUUUAUUCACUUGGCACCUGCAGUUCUGGUCAUUGUAUACAUUGUCUGGUUUAUGUGAAUAAUUAUCUACAUGGCUUGAAUAAUUCGGACAUUGUAAACUUUGUCCGGUCAGUGUUUACAAUGACCAUUUAUCCACUUGGACCGUAACAUAUAU